Messenger RNA from Histoplasma capsulatum G186AR, 915 nucleotides. RefSeq lists its product as uncharacterized. The transcript has a single exon. The record is from RefSeq and is a predicted model, not a curated record. The coding region runs from base 1 to 915 and encodes 304 amino acids. Gene Ontology annotation, cellular component: centrosome; nucleus; cytoplasm. Gene Ontology annotation, biological process: chromosome segregation; protein phosphorylation. NCBI's taxonomy places the organism in Eukaryota, Fungi, Ascomycota, Eurotiomycetes, Onygenales, Ajellomycetaceae. Gene Ontology annotation, molecular function: ATP binding; protein kinase activity.
AUGGUCUGGGAGAUACAAAUGAUCAGGCACCCCCAGUCGAUCAGCAACAAAUACGACAUGCUUCACGAUCUUGGCCGGGGAGGGGGCGGCUUUAACGCAGGCAUCGCCGUUGUCAGGCGCAGAUCAGACAAGCUAAUUUGUAUCCGCAAGCGACUCGUCCUCGGCCAGCUAUCGACGCCUCACCACUGGAAUCGAGAGGCAGACAUCAUGCGCAAACUGCGAGGACAUCGGAACAUCUGCAAUUUCAUCGAAGCCAAUAUCGGGACAGAGAGUGGGGAGUUAUACGUCGAGUACUGCAAGAUGGGCACCCUCCACGACUUCUUGUUGUACAUGAAAAACAGGCUGCUGGUUGUGCCCGAAAGGUUUGUAUGGCAAGUGCUGUUUGACUUGACCUCAGCGUUGCGCUGGAUGCAUGAUGGCAUUAAGACCUCAGCAGCCAUCGACCAAACGAGGGUACCGGGCUGGAUGCCGAUCAUACACAGAGAUAUUAAACCAGAUAAUUGCUUUCUCCAGGUGCAGACGUGCCCCAACAGCAUAUAUCCAAUGGUCAAGUUGGGAGAUUUCGGCCUUGCAAUCCGCAAGAAGGACUUCAAUAACUUGAGUCCCACCAGUAAAGCAGUGUGCGCUCCAGGUUGGUUCCCCCCAGAGUAUCCUCUAUGUGGAGAACGCAGCGACGUUUACCGCACUGCGGCGAUAGCCCAGUUGAUGUGCUUGCCCACCUGGGCCUUUGGUAUUGCCGCACAAAUAUCACCAUAUUACAGUCAAGGUCUGCGUAUUUGUAUCCAGACAGGAAUGCGCAGAAACAUCCACAAGCGUCCAUUCGCUCUGGAUUUUCAGACGCUCAUCUCUAGAGAAUACACUCGACCGGAGGGCUUUCCGGUUCCCAAUGAUGCGUUCAGAGUCCUUCAAUUUUAG